Molecule: messenger RNA, 1193 nt
Organism: Suillus discolor
Lineage: Eukaryota; Fungi; Basidiomycota; Agaricomycetes; Boletales; Suillaceae
Exons: 3
Coding region: 245-907 (220 amino acids)
Source: RefSeq, a predicted model, not a curated record
UAUAACUGACUCCUCUGCCAUUAGCGAGAUUGCAUAUUGCGAGCAGAAAACUGUAUCAUCCCCAGAAAACGAUCUGUCCUCGCAUUAUACUUUUAUGAGACAAGGGAAAUUUCACACUUCUCAUUGAGUCAGAUCUAGUUUAUGGUUGUUAGGCCUCAGGUCUACCCCUUUCUGAAUUGAGGGGUUUCUACGCCAGCAUAUUCCUCCGCUCGAAACGAUAAGUUAGCCAGUGCCAGCUUUACCCAUGUCAGACAGUCAGGCGCAGAGUCUGCGCGAACCCAUCCCUCCAACACCUUCAAGGCUCCUUGCAGACCGCACUGUAGUCCAUCAGAAGUAUCCACUUCGAAGACCCAUGUCAUGGCGGCAUUCUCUCGUUUCUCGACCUCUGCUCCAUCGAAUGUUCCCACUCCUUUCUCCUUCACCUAGUGAUACACCUUCCGCAUCUUUCUAUCGCCUUUAUCAGUUUUUUGUCAUAGACUGGACAGUCCAGUUCCGCAACGAGCUCGAAUACUUCUGGACGCGAUCUGAGCCCGCAUGGGCACUCUCGGCCCUCCCUGACCCAUACCCUACUGAUAAACCCAAUACAGGCUCUGCUACCAACUCAGACGAGGCACUUCAAUACGCCAUUAUGGCUGGACUAUGUUACAUCAUGGAGAAAGCAUACAACCGCCUCAUUAUGAGAGGACUACCCCGUGACGCACCUCCCAUCGUAGAUGACUUUGAAGAGCUACAGGCACGCCCAAAACACCCCGAGAGUGUCCCGGCGUGGGCAGAAGCGGUCGUUCCGCUUGGUGAGGUGAUGGAUAUCCCUGACUCGGAAGGGAAUGUGCCUACGGAUGAGGAUGCUGAUGAAGAUUUUUUGCGCUUUGGAGUCCGGGUUGCGACGCCUCAUUGGGUUUUUGUUUGAACGGUGAUCACUGCUUUGGAUACGUUUACAUCCUUAUUGACACGUCCUGAUGUCUAUCCUUUACGAUACAGCAGGACUUGCAUUUCGUUGCGUUGUAGUAUAUAUCUCGCAAAGCUCAGUCAUCAAAAAUCUGAUAGACUUCGCAUAGAUUCGGUGCUGUUGGUUCAGCUGGGGUUCAGCUAGGGUGGCAUCAACGACGUAAAAUGUCGGAUGUAGUGACUCGUAGACCUAUAGUGAUUCGAUAAGGCUUAAGGCGCUCUUGAAAUAUUGGUACAACUGAAAGCCA